Molecule: messenger RNA, 4568 nt
Organism: Alexandromys fortis (reed vole)
Lineage: Eukaryota; Metazoa; Chordata; Mammalia; Rodentia; Cricetidae
Gene: Coa7
Product: cytochrome c oxidase assembly factor 7
Exons: 3
Coding region: 123-818 (231 amino acids)
Cellular component (GO): mitochondrial intermembrane space
Molecular function (GO): protein binding
Source: RefSeq, a predicted model, not a curated record
GUAUCCGGUAUCCGGAGGACCGCAAAGCGCUGACCUUACACGCGAGGCGGCAAGCCCCGCCUACCGAGCAGCUCACGUGAUCUGGGGGCGGGACCACGUCCGGGUUCGUAGGAGUCGGAGCUAUGGCGGGCUUGGUUGACUUCCAAGACGAGGAGCAGGUGAAGUCUUUCCUGGAGAACAUGAAGGUGGAGUGUCACUAUCAGUGCUACCGCGAGAAGGACCCGGAUGGUUGCUAUCGGCUGGUGGACUAUCUGGAGGGGAUCCAGAAGAAUUUUGAUGAAGCUGCCAAGGUGCUGAAGUUCAACUGUGAGGACAACGGGCACAGUGACAGCUGCUAUAAACUGGGGGCCUAUUACGUGACUGGAAAAGGUGGCCUGAGUCAGGACCUAAAGGCUGCGUCUGCCUGCUUUCUGAAGGCCUGUGAGAAGCCAGGGAAGAAGUCUGUGGAGUCCUGUCACAAUGUUGGGCUCCUGGCACACGACGGACAGGUCAACGAGGACGGCCAGCCUGACCUGGGGAAGGCCAGGGACUACUACACUAGAGCCUGUGAUGGCGGCUAUGCAGCCAGCUGCUUCAACCUCAGUGCCAUGUUUCUACAGGGUGCCCCUGGCUUUCCCAAGGACAUGGCUCUGGCAUGUAAAUAUUCAAUGAAGGCCUGUGACCUGGGCCACAUCUGGGCCUGCGCCAAUGCCAGCCGCAUGUAUAAACUGGGGGAUGGUGUUGAUAAGGACGAGGCCAAGGCCGAAAUGCUGAAAAAUAGGGCCCAGCAGCUCCACAAAGAACAACAGAAAAACGUCCAAUCUUUAACGUUUGGGUAAUGUGUGGCCCACCCUCCCUUCCAAGCAAGGGACAGCUUGACACUGACACCUCUGCUAUGAAACCAGAGGAGCCUUGGAGGUCAGUCAGUGCCAUCUGCUCCAGAGUGUCACCUGCUGGGAGGGGCUGGAAGUGGGUGCUUUAGUAAAUAAUCCUUUGUGGGUAUUCUGUUAUGGGGGCCUUAAUUUCUAAACUGGACCUCUGAAAAAUAGGGGCAAACUGAGGAGCCUUUUGGGGUUGGGGAAACAAAGAGAAGCUGGGAAAUUUAGCAGCCACAGGCCUCAAAGAAUCAGUCAGAAGAGCUUGAAAAUUAGAAAGUGUCCUAAUUUGCAUAACAGAGGUCUUGAGGAGCUAAGAACAGCCGCAGUCACGACUGCCGCCCUCUGCCUUAUGUAACCACGGUGUGGGCUUCUUGCCUUUCCAGUCAGGCCUUUCGACAGAUUUAUAGGGAUCAGGAGCUGUGUGCCAAGUGAAGGUUGAAGGUGGUUAUACUAUGCCUGGCGGUUAGGAAACAAAACCUAAGCGUCCCCUCCUCUAGACAAGACAUUUGCAGUUCAAAAUUACCCUCCUCAGCUGCUUCUGCUCCUCAUGGGAAGACAGAUGACUCCUGAAGCAGCUGCCGCUCGGGAUCUGACAGGACAGCACAAAACAGCACUGAACAGAACCUUUUCCUUUUGGGGGUGUGGGCAGAGUGUUUCGAGACAGGGUUUCUCUGUAUUACAGUCCUGGCUAUCCCAGUACUUGCCUUAUAGACCAGGCUGGCCUUGAACUCAUAAAGAUCCACCUACCUCUGCCUCCCUGUGCUGGGAUUAACUGUCUGGCUGCUUCUGUUUUGAACAGGCCUUUGUGCUAUCUGUGCUGGCCUUAAAACUCCCAGCCCUGCCUCAGCCCACUGUGUCAGGCAGGACUGAACUUGUUAAACUGUCCAGAUGAAUGAGCUGUUUCAGUUGACUUUUUAAUCUGUUGUGCUCCUGUUCUCCAGAUCCUGGCAGGAUGGAAUGUACUCAUCAUGGUGGCUGUGCAGUUUUCUUUUUUGUCUUUGUGUUUGCCUGUGCCUUUGUAAUAUUUUUUCCUUCUAUUGUCUCUACUUGUCACUAGGGGGCGAGCUUGUCCUUUUCCUCUGACCGCUGGACCAGUGUAUCUAUCCUUACCCUGGCUUCCCUUCUGGUCUGGCAGCUGGCUGCUCUAGAAAGCAAGCUUGCCCUUGAGGGCUGUGCACACAGCCAGCUGCCCCCUCAAGUUGACACAAGGGAGGGCCUUUCCUGAGUGUGGAGAGAGCUUUUUAAAAGACAUGAAGUUUGUUUUUAGAACGUCUUGAAAAUAGCGUUUGUUGUGAUUGGCUGCCGUAGACCAAGAGGCUUGGGCAAAUAUCCUAAUCAUGGGGAAACUACACAUGAAAACCACACAAACUCUUCUACUGUCCUGGGACCACAGCGAGGAAGGAAGCAGCUGCUCCUGCAAGUUGUCCUGUGGCCUCCAUGCAGGACUGUACACACCGUGAAAAAUAAAUGGAAUAAGAAAUAAAACAGUAGACAAUUGAUUUGAUUGCAAGAUAACUGAAAGCCAUGUGCAGGAAGUGCCAGGCUAACCAGGAGUACAUAGUGAAACCCUGUCUCCACAAAGCCACCAGCCAAUGUGUGUGUGAGAUGUCCUCUGCACUGCUGCGACUCCAGAAGCCAAAACAACAAAUGCAGGUGGAAUGGAGUGACAAGGACAGCAUCGUUCAUGAGAACAAACGAUGGCUCAGCCACUUGGGAAGACAGACAGCCGAUCAGUAUUUAAGAAAACUAAACAUACAGCGUCUUUUGGCAAUCUUGCCUCUUUAUAUUUCCCCAGGGGCAUUAGACGUAGGCUCAAAUCCAGUAGGGCUGUGAGUGGCAAGCUUUGUGAUUGUCAAAGCUUGGAAGCAACAAAGUAGAUGAAAGGGUAAAUGAUACAACGGAAUAUCUAGUACUUUUUAAAAAAAAUGAGUCACAGCAGAUGCAGAGGGAUAUUACUGAACGGAAGGGCCAAAUCUGAAAGGUGACAUUCGUGAUGCCCGUUGUAUGAUACUAGUGUCCUCAAAAAAGUGGUAUCAGUAAGUUAAAACCUGGCAGUGUGGUUCAGUGGAAGAGGGCUGAGUUCCUGGGUUCUGUGGGUUCCGGGACUACAGGUAAAGCUGAGGUGGCAGGCUGCAGAGAUGGCUCAGCGGGUAAGAGCGCUCACUACUGCCCCUGCAGGGGGCUUGAGAUUGCUUCCAUCACAUGGUGCCUCAGAACCUUCUGACAGCAGCUCCAGGGGAUCUCAUACCCUCUUCUGGUCCCAGAGGCAGUAGGCACAUACAUGGUACACAGAUAUGUGACGUUCACAUGGUAGGGUGGUUAUAGUGUAUAGGUCAUGAGGCCACUUUGUAUGGUACACUGGAUGUGGUACGGGUCAUGAGCCAUCUGUCCAAAUUGGUAAAAUGUGAAAUAAGAGUAAACCCUAAUGUAAGAGAGGACUUUGGGGGACCAUGUGCUCACAAGGUUCAUUGAUCGUAAUGGGCCUUCAGGGGAAGGUGUCAGGGUGUCUCUGUGUAAGGGCUGAUUCUUCGUAUAGAAGUUGCUGCAUUUUCUCAAUUUUGCUCUGAACCAAAAGCUGUAAGAAAAUCUGUUGAAAAUGCAAUCACACCAAGAUACUACCUCACACCCGGUAGGACCACUACUAUUAAAAUAGAUGUCGAGUAUAGAGAAAUCGGGACCAUUAUGCCCUGCUGAUGAGAAUGUGAAAAUUUAGAAAUAAACUGCAUUUUGUUUACGAAGUUGCUUGAAAAGAUUUGUGGCUCUUAUCACAGCAGAGAGAGGCCUGGACUUCGCUCUUCUGAAUGUGUGCAGUUCUGGGCUAGGCAGAGGCAGACCAAGCCUGUGCGUGUAGAGCACCUGACAGUAAGAAGAGGAAACUUUAAAUUAGCCCUGUGAGCUAGUAAUUCCAUUCCUGCACACCUGUCCGCAGGAACUGCAAGCUGGAUUUCUCUGUGUGAAAAACACAGGACGCCGUACACAGUGGAAUAUAACCAGCUUUGGCAUGUGCCUGUGUGUGUCCAUGUGUCAGAUCCCCCAGGACUGGAGUCACAGAUGGUUGUAAACCACCAUGUGGGUGCCAGGAAUUGAACCAGGGUCCUCUGGGAGAGCAGCCAGUGCUCUUAACCCCUGAGCCAUCUCUCCAGCCCCCCAGAUUAACUCUUUUUAAAAUUAAGAAUUGGGCUGGAUGGCAGGAGGCAGGCAGGUUUCUUUGAGUUCGAGGCCAGCCUGGUCUACACAGUGAGUUCCAGAACAGGCUCCAAAGCUACACAGAGAAACUUUGUCUCAAAAACUCAAAACAAGUUCAGAAUUGAGACUGGAGAGAUGGUUAAGAGCACUUGCUCUUGCAGAGGACCUGGGUUAGGUUCCCAGUACUCACUUGGUGCCUUACAACCGUCCCUAACUGCAGUUCCAGGUAAUCAAUCCAGCACCCUCUUAGACCUCUGCUGGCACCAGGCACACGUGGUGUAUAUAUGUAGAUAGAACAUGCAUAUAAAAAAUAAAUUUUUAAAAAAUUAGGAAUUUGAAGCCGGGCGGUGGUGGCGCGCGCCUUUAAUCCCAGCACUCGGGAGGCAGAGGCAGGCGGAUCUCUGUGAGUUCAAGACUAGCCUGGUCUACAAGAGCUCGUUCCAGGACAGGCUCCAAAGCUACAGAGAAACCCUGUCUCGGAGAAAAAAAAAAAUUAGGAAUUUGAGCCAGGUGGUGCUAAUACAC